Messenger RNA from Zymoseptoria tritici IPO323, 612 nucleotides. RefSeq lists its product as uncharacterized. NCBI's taxonomy places the organism in Eukaryota, Fungi, Ascomycota, Dothideomycetes, Mycosphaerellales, Mycosphaerellaceae. The coding region runs from base 1 to 612 and encodes 203 amino acids. The record is from RefSeq and is a predicted model, not a curated record. The transcript has a single exon.
AUGACCUCCCAGAACACGUCACGACUGCCACAAGUCAUCAGGAGAUACGGCGAAGUCGCUGAAGCCGUGAACCAUCGGGAGAUGAGACGAUCCGUCGAAGAAAUCGCACAUCGAUGGAAGCCGCCUCCCCAUGAAGAAGAGUAUCGCUGCGAAGGCUGGACGCACGAAGGCGCGUUCACCAAGACUAUAUAUCAGGAGGCCUUGAAUUUCUUCGGUGGAUCCGGAAGCUGCCACAGUCCAGGCGCCACAGAAGCAGAGGUACACGAGCAAAUACAGAUCAGCCCAAGUCUCGAAGACCUCAUGGACUUCGUUGAGGAGCCUUUGAUCGAACCGCCGUUGUCUGCAGAUCGGAGGAAGGUGUUGCUCGAGAACAUCAAGUCGGGGUUGAAACAGCAGGCUUCGAGUUUGGGAGUUGAUGCCACGAACCUGGAGUUGCCUGAAGAUCUCGAUGUACUAUAUUCGACUGUGAUGGGUAUCAAUGCAGCUGGAGUUCCGGCCGAGACGAAUUUCACGCAGCUCGUCUACGCUCACGAUGAACGAAGUCGUCCUCCGAAUGAGAUGCCGUAUGAGAUGUUCAUUCGCCGCGAUUCAUAUCUCGGGCUCCGGAUCUGA